This is a messenger RNA of Echinostoma caproni, 564 nucleotides long. The record is from the annotation of a GenBank genome assembly. Lineage: Eukaryota; Metazoa; Platyhelminthes; Trematoda; Plagiorchiida; Echinostomatidae.
AUGAAUGCUUUUCUUUUACAGGUAAAUGCUACUACAGCUCGUUAUACUAUCGGUUACUUGCCUGAUUGUCUUUCUGCUUUUUUCGAUCCUAUGGACUCGGAAUUCGGGAGUCCUUUCAGGCUCACACAUCAGAACUAUGAUAUAAAUUUAUAUUAUUGUGAUACAUUAUUAGGUGGUCACACCGCGGAGAUGGUAUCAUAUGUUCGAUGCCUGAGUGAUCAAUACUCUCCACGAAUCUAUGCUGUAGCCAAUACCGAUACUAUGAGUGAAUUUGAGCUGCGUAAGCUGGAGGAAAAUAAAAACGGCAAGUAUUUCAUUGAACGCAUUCCACGAGCUCGUGAAGUUAAACAGAGCUAUGUGACUAGUAUUUUCACUACAGUUUGGAGCGCGCUGUAUUCGAUCUUGUUAGUUAUUCACACAUGCCCAAGAUUGGUAAGUAUAUUUGUGAUGUUACUUCCGGUAGCAGUUAUCGUUUAUUUUACUUUUCAUGUUUCAUUCACCUAUUUUGUUCACAACACCUUACGUAGUAUGAUAUUUAAAUGCAUGUAUGUGAUUCUUUUGUGA